GACAUAACAAGUUAACCUAAAAAUUAUUUUCCAGUUUGCAUCAUAGAACAGGAGAUCAAGUUAUGUCUAUUUAAAUUAAAACAAUAUUAUACUGCAAAAUAAGAACGAAUGUGUAUAUUCAAUUAACGUUGAUGUGAUCAUUUUACAUAUAUAUUAAGAAAAGAUGUCGUCUCUUUUGCGUUCAACAAAAUUAGUGCGAUAUUUCACUGGUGCGGCAAGAACACUGAUAUUAAACUCGGCUAAGACUGCAGAUGCAAGUUUAUUAAUUAAUCCAAGAGCUUUAAAUGCUUCAAACAAUGUGCUUAUGCGAGAUUACGCAACUAAGAAGAAUGAGAACCUCGACCCACUGCUGCAGAAAUUGGAUUUGGAAGUCAGAAAGUUUGGGAGGAUAGCUAAAAAAGACAUUGACGAAGUGUUUGAUGAGCUUCGGACUAACCAUGACAUUACAAGCUCACAGUCCUUGUUGGUUAUACGGUGUUGUGGAGACCUUGUACCUGAAGAGUUACCAGAACAAAGGACUCUACUUGUUCAGAAAAUUUGGAAUGUGUUGACUGAGAGGGGCAUACCCAUGGAUGUCUCCCAUUACAAUGCACUGCUUAGGGUUUAUAUUGAAAAUGAACAUCCAUUCUCUCCUGCCCAGUUCCUUGAAGAAAUGGAGAAGAAAGGACUGCAACCAAAUAGGGUCACAUAUCAAAGACUUGUGUGGCGGUACUGCCAAGAAGGCGAUGUAGAUGGAGCCACUAAAGUCCUAGAGAAGAUGCGCGAACUGAACAUGCCUGUCUCCGAACCAGUGCUCAAUGCUCUCAUAAUGGGUCACGCAUUUCAUGGUGACACUGAUGGCGCAAAGGCGGUAUUAGAUACAAUGUCAGGAGCUGGUCUGAAACCUUCUAACCGCACAUAUGCCCUGCUAGCUUGUGGGUACGCAAAGCAAGGUGACAUUGCUAAUGUUGAAAAUAUUAUCACAGCAACUAAGGAACAAGACAUCCCCUUAACUGAUAGGGACUUACUAGAUAUAGUAGAACAACUGACUCUUGGUGGUAAUGGGGACAAAGUUGAACAGAUAUUUCCUCAUUUCCACAAAUCAAUGGGCUACAAUCAAGAAGUAUGCAAUCUUAUUUUCAAGUUACUAAACAAAGGCCAUGAAGAUAUUGCUAAGAAAUUAAUGAAAACGAUGCCGAAAACCGCUAACUAUGAAGACACUAUGUUCAAAGGGGCUUUCUAUGUAAAACAUUUGAUAAAAGUAAAAAAAUCAGCCGAUGAGAUAAUUCAGUCUUGCAAGGAUCUGCAAAACGAAAACCUUAUACCAAAUGCAUGUUAUAUUGCAACAGAAGCUGCAUUAGUCCAAGGGUGUACUGAAUUAGCCUUAAAACUUUUCAAAGAACUUAAAACAAAUGGUAUGGAAAUACGGCAACACUAUUACUGGCCACUCUUGAUACAAAAAGGCAAAGAAAAAGACGAGGAAGGUCUUAUGCAAAUUGUUCGAGACAUGACCCAAGAAGGUUUAACACCAACUGGAGAAACCCUUAGGGAUUACAUUAUUCCAUACAUGAUUGACGCUGAUACACCACAGAACAUAAUAACCAAACUGCAAUUGGCAAAUGUACCUACAUUUCACAGUGCCAGAAAUGUUAUGAUCGAACUUUUACAGGCUGGCGAAAUACAAAAGGCUGCAAAUAUAGCAUUCAAUUAUCGGCCCAGAGGGCAAUAUGCAGCAAUAAAAGUGCCACUUUUGAAUGCAUUCAAUAGAACUAAAGAUAUAAACUCGUUUAUAAAUAUCCUACAUGUAACAAGCAGUGGCCCUUCAACACCACAAGAAGAUGUUGCAAAUGACGAUAUCCAAAACGAUAACAACAGUAAUGCAAAUGAAGUGGGUCGUAUUCUAAAAAGUGGUGUCAAAGUUAUUGCAAGGGACAACAUGGUCGAGGCUCUGUUAACUAAAGCUUUAUCAAAAGGACUAAGAAUAAGUACAGCAGCCGCAGAAGGGAUACAACAGUAUCUUGGAAAUAACAUGACCACUAAUAUAUCUGAGCUACUUGCGCAACUGACGUCGCCGGAUUUGGAGGUUGCGCCAUUAGGGAAUUCACGACGUCCUCAAGGUGAGAGAUCGGCAGCACAGUUGGAAAAAUUACUAGAACAGGCGCAAGGCAAAGAUAGUUAUAACCUUAACAGGUUACGAAAGCAAGUGCUUCAAGCUUAUAUCAAUGAAAAUAAUGUUGACAAAGUGAACAGUUUUGUGGAAGAAUUGAAAUCUCAGUCUGACUUUGAAUUUACUGUGGCAACUCUUGCACAAUUAUUUGAAUUCUACUGCAAUAAUGAUUUAAUUGAUAAGGCAAUGGAAACUAAAGCUCAGAUAGCCGCCAAAGAUCCUGAAUUUACAUUGAACAAGUACAAAACAGUUGUAAUGGCGUAUGCUUUGGUACGUGCGAGUAGAUUCGACGAAGCCGUCCAGUUUCUGAAAGACAACAAAACUUCAAGCGAGUUUGAAAAUUCGAAUUUUUUGCUCAACUCUAAAUCAUGGCAAAUGUUGAACUGUUUGGCUGAAAUGAAGGAUGAAACUAAAGUAAAAGAAAUGACUGCAACACUUAUCGAGAACAACUUCAUUGAACCAUCCAAUGUAGUUCUGGGGCCGUGCAUAAAGGUGUACCUCCUAAAGGAUGACAUUGAUGGGGCUCUCAAGGAGUUUGAGCAUUGCUGUCAACAAUACCGCAGCACCCCAUGGAAGGGCGAGCUGAUGAAGUCUCUGAUACUGAAUGAGGAUGCUACGAAAUUGCAGUGGCUUGCAGAUUUGAGUACACAGAUUCACGGGGAAGUCAAUAUUCUUCACGACCUCGUAUUAGCAUUCGUGGAGUGCGGCCGUCUGCGGCAAGCGCGCCGCAUACUGGAGACGCCGGGGCUGCAGACCCGACACAAGCGCUUGACCGACGCCUGCGAGCGAUAUGUUGAGGAAGGCAAAUCAGAAUAUCUGGAAGGACUUUUAGAAGCAACAAAAGAAUUAUCGCACAUCGACCGCUCAAAAAUAUUCUAUCAUUUACUACUAUCGUAUUGCAAAGCUGACGAAACGGACAAAGCUCUAGGCCUUUGGACAGUUCUACAAGAAGAAAGCGAAGUGCCAAGCGACCAAUUCUUAAUACAACUAGGCAAACAUUUGAAGUCAAAGAAUAGAGAAGUCCCGUUCAUUAUACCAGAAGUGGAGGUAUCGAAACCAGAGAAGCCUAAACAAAUUGCAGUUCAACCGAAAAAAGUUGAACGAACAAAGGAACCAACAAAACCUCUGAAGAGAGAUGUGUCGGCGGCAAUAGAGAAACUCGUUCAAAACGGCAAAGCUUCGGAAGCGAUGGAUUAUGCUUUGCAAUCGAUCGAAGGCGGUGUUUUCCCAAAGGCGAACGUACUCAAAUAUAUGUUGAAAAGUUUAGCUGAACAAGGCAACAUAGAAAAGAUACAAGCUUUAGGUGUUCACCUAGACGAUGUGAGUCGUCGCAAUGUAUCGUACGAUGAUAAGUUGACGCUCGCCCUGUUCGUGCGAGGCAAAGGUGCUCAACACAUCGACGAAUUACUGAGUGCAGUGGAUACGGUUCAGAAUAAUGAAGAGCUUCUUACUGUUCUGAGGAAAUUCCCACGGAGCACUGCCUUGGCUAAGGCGAUACAAGAUAAGGAAUUGGCUAAUAAAUGUGAAAAAGUUGCAGAAUUAGCAUCAGCAAAAGGCUACAGUUUACCUGCAAACUUACUAUGGAUGGAAUAUAUGUUGGCGGACAAAAAUGAAGAAGCCGAUUCCCUAUGGAAGAAAUGCUUGCAAAAUUCCAACGUCAUUGUCUUCAGGAGACUCCUACAAGAGAGCCACUUGAGGAAGGACGCACAGAAAAUUGAAAAAUUAAUUGAAAUUUUACAAUCAAACAAAUCUAUUUCCUCUGUGUCUAUCGGCAACGCUUACUCGAGGUUGAUAAAUUUGUUUUUGGUCGAAAACAAGGUCAACGAGGCAAAAGAGGCGCUCGACCGUGCGUUCGAGAGCGGCAUCAAAAGCGAAGACAUAAACAAGAGCAGUUUAAAGAAGUUAAAAGAAAGCGUAGAAGCCAGCGGGAAUAAGUUUGAAUAUACUGUAUAAGUUACAUUAUGUAUCGUAGAAUGUGCACUUUUAUAUAGUAUCUAUGGUGAUGUAUGGCAGGAUAAUGUAGGCUCAAAAGGGCUAGAACUCCGAGCGGUAAAACCAGUUUAUAAAGUGAUAUAUGCGUGUCAAUCUUCAGUUUAAUGUGUCCUGUGAAACCGAACAUUUAUCAUUAUCCGUCUAUUUUAACCACUACAGCGUCAGUAGACCUAACGUGCGACCAAACGAUGUAUCUCGUGAAAGGAAAUAGACAAAAGUCAACCAAUUAUGGCGCUACCGGACAUUACGCUAUCUUUCAUUACGUUGGUACCAAAGAUACUGGGACUACACCGCCGCCAUUUGUCGUAAGUUUCUCUUCACGAGACAUGUCUUUGGUCACAUGCCAGGCGUACUGGCCUCCCUACUUCCAGAAGAGGGGAUAUGGAGCUUAGACCCGCCACGCUACUUCAGUGCGUGUUGACGGGCAUAAACCGAAUAAUGGGCAACAGAACACAACAAAUGACCACAACAAUUUAAGACCACAUUUAUUGAUGCGUGAUGUGUGUUAUUCUGAUAUGUAAGUUAUCUAACUGUAAAGUAACAUCAUUUGUUUAGUAAUUCUGUACAGUUACGGUCAAAAAAAAUAUAAUCGGAUUACAAAUGUUACCAACCUUAAAACAAUCCAAUUUGUCUAUGAUAAGUUAACAUAACAAUAAUAAUUAAUUAAUUACUUAUCAACCGAUCUUUACUUUUACAUCAAAUUUCUAUUUUAUUUUUUGUGUCAUUGCCUCAAUCAUUUUCUUGGCAUUUUUGUUAAUUCAACCAAAUAAAAAAACUUGUGAUGACGUGAUUUGUAUGAGUAUUUAGUGACUAGUCUUAAUAAAUUAAUAGCUAAUUACACCUU
Bicyclus anynana (squinting bush brown) is the source of this 4982-nucleotide messenger RNA. RefSeq names its product leucine-rich PPR motif-containing protein, mitochondrial (gene bsf). The transcript is spliced from 10 exons. The coding region runs from base 164 to 4099 and encodes 1311 amino acids. The record is from RefSeq and is a predicted model, not a curated record. Lineage: Eukaryota; Metazoa; Arthropoda; Insecta; Lepidoptera; Nymphalidae. Gene Ontology annotation, molecular function: protein binding.